AUGGAAAACGUACGAACGGAGGAUAAUUUAAAAAAAAACGAAACCGACGAUAGGAGAAACUUAUUAAAAAUACCAUUUGCGGAUGAACCGACGGGUACCGGUGCCCAUACCGGGUCUCAUACCGGUCCUGGUUCCGGUCCUGGACGAGGAACCAUAUUCGGUACGGGUAGUGGUGGUGGUAGAACGCCGAAUUUUCCACCACCCGUUUUUAUGUGGUGUCCAACAAUCGGACUACCACCCUGGUGUCCAGCAUUUUUUCCAACUGGAAAUCAAUUCGAUGACCUCGUGACAUUUGACCUUUCUUAA
Molecule: messenger RNA, 306 nt
Organism: Pediculus humanus corporis (human body louse)
Lineage: Eukaryota; Metazoa; Arthropoda; Insecta; Psocodea; Pediculidae
Exons: 2
Coding region: 1-306 (101 amino acids)
Source: RefSeq, a predicted model, not a curated record